This is a messenger RNA of Mastomys coucha (southern multimammate mouse), 3881 nucleotides long. RefSeq names its product pygopus family PHD finger 1 (gene Pygo1). The transcript has 3 exons. The record is from RefSeq and is a predicted model, not a curated record. The coding region runs from base 420 to 1673 and encodes 417 amino acids. NCBI's taxonomy places the organism in Eukaryota, Metazoa, Chordata, Mammalia, Rodentia, Muridae.
GGCGGGGAGGCCUCGGGGCCGCGCCACGUCCCCCGAGCGGCCGCUGCAGGCCGGGGGCUUUUGUGUCCGCGGAGGCCGCGUCUCCCCCGCGCGCGGGCGGAGCGCAGCGCAGCGCGGCCCAGGGCGCGCGUCUUCUCCCGGCCGGGCGCGGGCGCCGCCCCCAGGCCGCGGCCCUGAGCUCGGCGGAGCCCAGCUGAGCCCCGCGAGCGCACGGAGCCCCGAGGCCUCCGCUGCCUCCUAAACUUUUCAAAGUCCGCCCGCGGCCCGGCCGGCCUGAGCUCCGAGCUCGGCCGGGAGGGCUCCAGGGACCAAGAGGAGGACCCGGAGGACCAGGAGGAGGACCCAGAGGAGGAGGGGCCGCCGCAUCAAAGACACCGGCUUCCCGCGGCCCGGGGGCGAGCCAUGCGCGGCGGUCGGUAAUGUCAGCGGAACAGGACAAGGAGCCCAUCGCGCUGAAGAGAGUUAGAGGUGGUGACAGUGGACUGGAUGGGUUAGGAGGGCCCAAUAUACAACUAGGAAGCCCAGAUAAGAAAAAACGCAAGGCCAGCACACAGGGACCUUCCUUUCCUCCGUUGUCUGAGUAUGCACCACCACCAAAUCCAAACUCUGACCAUCUAGUGGCUGCCAAUCCGUUUGAUGACAGCUACAACACUAUUUCCUAUAAACCACUGCCUUCAUCUAAUCCAUAUCUUAGCCCUGGGUAUCCUGGCUUCGGAGGCUACAGCACGUUCAGAAUGCCACCCCACGUCCCUCCAAGAAUGUCCUCUCCCUACUGUGGUCCUUACUCACUCAGGAAUCAGCCACACCCAUUUCCUCAGAAUCCUUUGGGCAUGGGCUUUAACCGGCCUCAUGCCUUUAACUUUGGGCCACAUGAUAAUUCAAAUUUUGGAAACCCACCUUAUAAUAAUGUACUGACUCAGGACAUUAACAUGGCUGCUCAGCAUUUUAGACAAGGCUCUGCUGAAAACUUCAAUCAGAUUCCCCCGCAGAGUGUUGGCCAAGUAUCUAACCCUGACCUGGCAUCUAAUUUUGCCCCUGUAAAUAAUUCAAAUUUUACCUCUCCGAUAGAAUCAAAUCAUUCAUUUAUUCCACCCCCAAACGCGUUUGGUCAAGCAAAAGCUCCAGUUCCCAAACAAGACUUCACUCAAGGGGCAACCAAAACCACGAAUCAGAAUUCUUCCACUCACCCACCUCACUUAAAUACGGAGGAUCCAGUCAACCGGAGUAACGUCGAGUUAAAAAAUGUCAACCGAAACAACAUUGUCCAAGAGAACAGCCGUUCGGGCAGCGCAGAGGCCACCAACAACCAUGCCAAUGGGACCCAGAACAAGCCCCGGCAGCCCAGGGGCACGGCUGACCUGUGCACCACCGACAAAAGCCGCAAGUUCUCCCUGCACCCCAGCCGGCAUGGCCAUUCAUCCUCUGACCCUGUGUACCCGUGCGGGAUUUGUACAAAUGAAGUGAAUGACGAUCAGGACGCCAUCCUGUGUGAGGCCUCUUGUCAGAAAUGGUUUCAUCGCAUCUGCACUGGGAUGACGGAGACAGCCUAUGGACUCCUGACAGCUGAAGCGUCUGCAGUAUGGGGUUGUGACACGUGCAUGGCUGACAAGGAUGUCCAGCUGAUGCGCACUCGAGAGGCCUUUGGUCCACCUGCCAUGGGCGGCGAUGCCUAAGCAUGGCUGUCAGCUAACGUUGGUUCAUUAUUCCGUGUAGAACAGAGAUUUGGUGACAUGGGAUUUUAAUGUUUGACAUUAUUUUUUUAAAGGCACACACAAAAAUAUUGCAUUUUAGUUCUUACUAACAAUGCUUCAUUUUAUUGUUUUUGUUUGUUGUCUUAAAAUGAGAUUAAUGUGGGGGGUUGUUGUAGAGACAACACUUAUAAAUAAAUGUUCAUUGUUAUUUAUCAUAAACAUAAAAGCCUCUUGAAGUUUCAAAGUAAUAUAUGACAAAAAUAGGCAGGUUGUAACUUUUAAAAGUUAGAGUCAUUGAAAAAUGUAUAUUUCAGUGCUAAACUUUGACCGUGUGAACGUACAUAUUUGGUUCAAGAGAAGACCAAUUUAAAAUGUUCUCUGAAUACAAUCUGUGCGGGGAUAACAUAAGGGGAUGCGUAUCUUUAAUGGAUUUUAAAUGUUUUUUUUUCUUAUUGUUAGAAUUUAACACCUGAUUCUUCCUCUGUGAGGGUCUUUGAAAUAUGUGAAUUUCACUGUUCAAAUCAGUCUUUCCAGGAUAUCUAUGUAGGUACAAGACAGACACUAGUCAUGGCAUAUAGUCUAUUCCAAGUAGUAGUUGCUAAUUAACUGGUGGGUUGUCCCACAUGACAUUGCUAAUAUCAACUCGCCGAUUUUAGUAAGGUUGGCAUAACACAUGUUUCCACUUGUGUCGUUUAGAAUUAUGCUGGCAUUAUGUUCUCAAUUUUUAAAUUAUUCUUAUUUCUAUUAAUGUUCUCCACAUAAUAAUGCAGUGUCUUCAGAAUUGUGAAAACUUUCUUCCACGUGCUUCUAAACUGGGACAGCUUGCAAAGAGAGGGAGAGAAGUGGUGGUGUGGUCUUAUAGGGCUCUGCUGCUCUGAGAGCUAAGCACUGGUGGUUGGAGGAAUGUUCUAGAGAUCUGAGUCUGUAAGAUGAACCUCGGGGAAGUUCAAAUGUUUAAGUAAAGGCUGGUGAAGAGCCUAGGCCAAAGCUUCUUUGGGGCUGUGCUUCAGGCUUAGUGGCUUCUGCUAUAACUGGAGACAGUGUGAGAAGGCACCUGAGAGGACCUUACCUCCAGAGGGAUGCUCUAAGAUCCUCUGAAAUGACACACAGAUGUGUUAGGAGAAGAUCAUAACCUGUGACUUUAAUAAACAGUGUCUAUGACAGUAGGUAGCAAUUUAGACAAUGGUGGGGUAUUGAUGACCAUCCCUAAUAAUGUUUUGACAUUCAUUAUCAGUGUGACCAUAAAAAGUUCUGAAUGUGGGACUGGUGGCCUGGCACUGUAUACAGGAUCCUCCGCUGCUCUUGCAGAGGACCUGGGUUCAGUUCCCAGAAGCCACAGUAGUCAACUUUAACCACCUGUAUCUCUCUCCAGUUUGGAGAAUCUGAUUCCCUCUGUUGGACUUUAUAGGCACUGCACACACAAAGUGCACAUACAUGUUUGUGCAUGCACAGAUACACAAACCAUAAAAACAUCUUAAAACGUAAUAAUCAAAAUUACUGAAAAUUAAAGAGAUUAAAAUGUAAAAGCUCUGAACACUAUGCUGCUCUUAAAGAGGAUAAUUGCUACAGUAAGCUUGAAGGGAAGGGAACCCGAGACAGCAGCAACAUGUUAUCAAGAAACUUAAAAGAAUGUGAAGAUUUUUAACGGAAGGGCUAGAGAGAUGGCCCAGCAGUUAAGGGAAUAGCUGAUUUUUCUGAAGGGCCAGAGUUUGAUUCCCAGCAGCACCCAUGUGGCAGUUCACAACCAUCAUUAACUCCAGUUCCAGAAGAUCCUGUACUAUCUUCUGGCCUCCUUGUGUGGCACGCAGGCAUACAUGCAGACAAAACACAAAUAAAUAAAAAGAUAUUUUUGACUUAAAAAAAUCUUUUUGUUAACAGAAACCAGACAUCGACACUGUAGGCUCGUACCUCAUGUGUGUCACAGGUCUCAAUGCACUGAAUCACAGUUGACUGAUGAGCCAUGAGCCUUGUCAUCCACCCUCAUCCCGAGACCAUUAUUUAAUGGAAGGUUAGCUUUUUGCCAUCUGGGCCUAUUUUCUAGGAAACAGCAUGUUCCAAUUAAGAAGUAGUAACUAUAGGAUUUGAAUAAUUUUCACAGUUGACAAAAUGGUGAAUUGUGUGAAUAUUAGAAAUCUGAUACCCUGUUGGUAGAAAACAGUGUUUCUGAUGUAGAUUAUUAUUGACUUAAAC